AUGCAGGGACUCGGGAAGACAGAGCGGGGGGAUCAGGGCCGAGACAUCGACCUGACAUCGCUGAGAUCCACCAUGCCAGCCAGCGGCCCUUUGCAGGGUGGUUCGCCCUCUAACCUGAACAUGAACCUGUAUGCCACCAAGAAGACAGCAGCUGAGGGCAUGUUGGACCUCGCUUUGUUCCUGGCAAACAUCACGCACAUGAAGACAGUCAUAGAACAGGGAGCUGGAUACAGGUACUACGCUGCUGUCCUGACACUCAUCUCCUUCUCUCUGGCUCUCCAGAUAGUAGCCGGAGUCCUGAUCAUCAUCAUUGCUCGUUGUGAGCUGACCCUUCUCCCGUCUUAUCAGCGCUUGUUGAACUUCCUGAACAAUCUGGUCACUGGCCUCUUCUUCCUCACCUUAAUCGUCAACAUCAUCAAAGCCGCCUUCGGCACACAACGCAGCUGCUUCCUACGCUGGCUGCUACAGAGAUUUAUUCUGUGA
This is a messenger RNA of Notolabrus celidotus (New Zealand spotty), 483 nucleotides long. Its product is annotated as ninjurin-2-like. Gene Ontology annotation, cellular component: membrane. The transcript is spliced from 4 exons. Bases 1 to 483 code for a protein of 160 amino acids. The record is from RefSeq and is a predicted model, not a curated record. Gene Ontology annotation, biological process: tissue regeneration; cell adhesion. NCBI's taxonomy places the organism in Eukaryota, Metazoa, Chordata, Actinopteri, Labriformes, Labridae.